This is a messenger RNA of Rotaria sp. Silwood1, 480 nucleotides long. NCBI's taxonomy places the organism in Eukaryota, Metazoa, Rotifera, Eurotatoria, Philodinida, Philodinidae. The record is from the annotation of a GenBank genome assembly.
AUGACUGUUGUAAAUUUAACUAAUGGAACAGCAUCAUUAACAACUGAUAUUGCUCUACUUAAUGCUACGUUUACAGCACAAAACUGUAGUGGAUAUUUUUGGUUUUCAUCUGGUUCACAGACAGGUUUAGUUGCUAAUACUAAUGCUCUUGGUGGAUUGCUCGGCGCUCUUACGGGUCUGUUGACUGCUGUUUUAUGUCUUAUACCAUUGUUGUGUCCAGCAACUACAACAGCAGCACCUAUUAUUUAUGCUUUUACUGUAUGUUCUCGUACAAUACAACAAAGUAUUAUACAAAAGUGUUCAACACCAUCUCAACGAUUGGGUAUAGUUCAAUUCCAUUUCAAUAAACAAAAUAUGUAUGGUGGAAUAUUGAAUACAUUUUCUUCACAAAAUUCAAUAACAUGUAGUGGUAUAUGUUCAUCAGAUGAUUCAUGUGUUGGUAUGACAUUCAACAACGGAACAUGUACUCUUUAUAUGUAA